CGAAACUCGUCGAUAAUCUCAAGUCCGCGAUAUUUAAGGUUAAACGCGUCAGGGCGGCUCGAAAAAGAUCGGGAUAUUGGGACUCGUCGUCGCGAAUGUCGUCGUCGAGAGGUUAUAAAAUCGCACCUGCCAUCGCGAGAUAUCGUUGUUGGAAUUCCGGCAACCGAAUCGCGUCCAUUCAACAUUCCUCGAGAGAUUCGCGCGCGAAGGAUCACGUUCGCGAAAUUGAAGGAUCAGCUCUUCGGGACAACUUCAGAUCGAUCUGGAAUCGUAACGGGUGGCGCUGAGACGCGCGCGCGAGAGGUUAACGCGAGGACCAGUGCUCGUUAUCUCUCAUCGUGAAUACGCGCUCGUUCCUUCCUUCGUCGCGUCACUUUAAUUCCUCCCCACACGGGAGAUCGAUGCGAUCUGACAUGCAAUUUGGUGGCUCCCGAAUAGAGCGCGCCGACCGUUCCGCGCGGAAGGACAGUGUCCUAUCCGUCUGGCGCUACCGAUCUGUCAGCUGGCUGACGGCUGACCGAGAACGAUAAAACGCGUUCUUAUCGUCGCCGCUUGUCUUUCCGUGCCACUUUCACGAGCAUCGCGUGCGCGAAUAUCGAAACAACCUGCUUCUACGAGACUGUGAGCAUUCUAGGUUAGGUCGAGCACCAUCGACAUAUAUGGGUGACAUAAGCUUACCAAAGAGAAAAUCUGUUCCGAAGGAAAAAUGGCGCUCAAGUAUGUUAGCUGUACUUCUUCUUAUUGAAUCUCGAAGCAACGUUGACAAACAUAAAAGUCGGGACGACAUCGAUGAAGCAUCUUCGAAGGAAGUCCUUGUUCACUACGUAGCUCUUAAAACGUUCCUCUUGCAAGAGAGAAUUCACGACGGUGGAAAUCGUGCGAUAGAAAUCGUAGUCCGAGUGCUUGUGACGCUCAAGAAGCGAUUUUGAUUCGAGAAAUUGAAGCUUGAUCCAAAAACAGAAGGACUUGCAUCUAGCCGAGGCUACCUCUCUUCCGAUCUAUUAUAUUUUCCAUAAUUGAAAAGUCGAGAAUGAAUCUCUUCGCGCGCGCGAAAUGCGAUACGGUGAGACUAAUAAGUGCGUAAAACGCGUAAAGUGAUAAUUGAGGAAAUACUAACGAUCGGAAGUAGUCGCAAAUCGGCUGUGAAUGCAUCGAUCGACUGAGAUCACCCGCGACUAUUGAAUCGAAGUCAAGGUAUCUCGGAGACGUGGAAUCGUUAGAAUUCACGGUGGGCGGAUCUUCGAAAUCCACAUUUGCCGCAGGUAUUCAGUACCUGCACGUUAUACGCAACAGGAAUCAAAGUGCGGUGCCCCAAUUUCAGGGGUGAGAUGGCCUUCAUGAUGAAGAAGAAGAAGUACAAAUUCUCAGUGGAGGUCGACCUCGAGGAACUCACGGCCGUACCGUUCGUUAGUGCUGUACUCUUUGCCAAGCUGAGACUCCUGGAUGGCGGUUCAUUCGUCGAUCAUUCCACUAGAGAGGAAGUGCAGGAGCAUACAGUGAGAUGGAAUGCGAAGUUCGAGUUUUUAUGCAAGAUGAGCGCCAAUGCAUCCACAGGCGUGCUAGAUCCAUGCAUUUUAAGGAUAUCCGUGAGAAAGGAAUUGAAAGGAGGCAGAUCCUUCCAGAAAUUGGGUUUCACCGAUUUAAACCUGGCCGAAUUCGCAGGAGCUGGUCUCUGCCGAAGAAGAUGUCUUCUAGAGGGAUACGACGCGCGACAUCGUCAGGAUAACUCCAUGCUGCGUGUAGCCAUCAAAAUGAAUAUGCUCUCUGGAGAUAUUCUGUUUAAAGUACCUUCCCCGUCAUUAAAGCAGACACAGCUAGCAGUGCCUGGGGUGCAAGGUGUACCUGGCGUUACCGGUGACGAGGUGACAGUAUCCGAGAGAUGUACUACUCGAGAGGAUUACGUGUCUACCGGCUCGCUGGCGGGAAGUAUAGCUAGCGCCAGUAGCGGUUUUGGUAGUCUUCCCAAAAAGAGGCCCGCACUCUUCGCCUCCGAACUCCUUAGCGGCACGGAGACGUACGACCCGAUGACUAUUAGCGAGAUCGUACCCUCAGCAAUUCCUGUGGAAACUCUCGUGGAAACGCACACGGAAUCAGGUCACUCGCGCAACAGCAGCAACACCAGCCAACUUAGCAAAGGGUCUGGCUACGGUUCUUUGAACUCGCAUAGCCAACACAGCAGACAGAGCAGUAGCGGUGACAGCGGUCACAUUAGCCUCAAGCGACUUCCACAUUUUCAGUCUCUCGACUCUAACUACGAAACUCUGGACUCUCUAUAUUUUUUUUACUUUACGUCACCCUCCUGGCCGGUAUGGGCACCACGAAUUCCCAACUCCUUCCAAAACACGUCUGCACAACCGAUUGACUGUCGACCCGACUCCUGUAUCGAACCCUUGUCAUCGCACCCACCUUCCUUAUCGCAGGUGGCUUCCAGAACUAGAUUUUGGUCAACGUCUAGCCCUCUCUCUUCGCGUAGCGGUUUGACAGAUAUGGAAAAUGUAUCGUCGACGACCAGCAUUAUCGCGAACAACGUUUAUUCGGUCGGAAAGCAACAGCCGCUUUACGCAAUCGGCAACGGUUUCUUGAACAAAAUGAGCAAUUCGCGACCAAACGAUUGUGAUAACGACGCGAACGCAGACGUCCUAGUGGCGCCCGGUAUCUUCAGGAUGCCCGACGUGCCGCGACACUCGCGUAAAAAUUACGAGAGAGGCAGCUUCGAGACGCGUAACGAACGUAACGCAAUGAUGAGCUCGAUUGCCAAGGAGAAUGAUCGGCUACAGAAUAACGUCUUUCCGAUCGCGAAGCCGAGAAUUAGCGCCACGGGUUGGCGCGGUAUGUCGAAAACCUGCGAUUGCAUCGAGAAAGGCAAAACGAGUCCGGUCUUGCGACUGGUCGAUCAAGCCAGAGCCGUAUCCUCUCCCGAUCCUCUCCAUAGGCCCGACAAUCAAAGAGCUCUGCUACAUCCCGCGAUGACAGCUCAGACCCUCAGAAAUCCUUCCGGCGGUUCGGGUCUCAGUGAAACUGGAUCCCUAGACCGUGCUAAGGCCGCAAUGGAACGUAGGAAAAAAGCGGAAGACGGUACUGGUAAUCCUAUCCUCUGUAGAGUUGAAGUCACCAGGCCGAAUCCUGACUCUCUCAUUGACGAACUGCUUAAAGCAACGAAUCUGGAGCAAACGGAUCUUGAAAGUUCCGAGACAACUGGUCUUCAACUCUUUAUCGCAAAAGACGGGACGACCGCACUUGGCAGUCACGAGGUGAAGAGCCAAAUGCCUGCCGGUGUGUUCAAGCAGGUGGUAAUGGAGGAGAACAACAGGUAACACGAAGCUAUCACCACGAGACGGCAAUAUCCAAGACAGUCCAGCGCCACAUUCUCUUUGGCCCUGGUGCCGGAGCUCGUCUAUGAAGCCUACGAGCCACGGUAGUUAGGAAGACGACGACGAUGUCGACGGACAGGAAAUCAUCGACUCGGAAGAAACAAUCAAAUGUGAUGAUCGUAUUCUCGAGAUAGUGCCGGAUUAUUCUUUUAUUAGAUCGUUUGAAAUUAUUACAAAGAAAAAAGAAAAAAAAAUAUAUCUUGACAAAUUUGCGCGAAUUGAACUGAUAUUUGUCCAUAGCGCUGGUUGUUCGUACGAAAUCCAUUGUAUUAAUUCGCAGGACUGAGAUUAAUCAUCUUGUGAGCGCAUGUAAAUUCCGUGAAACAUGAACAAUAAUUGAGAAACUUACGAGAUAUUGUUACAAUGUGUUUUAAAUGUUUUAAUACGGCCGGUUCGAAAGUAAAACAUUUAUACAGGAUUUCGAAUUUUUCAGAAUUCCGUGUAACGAACGAAAUCUGUACGCACAGCGAUUGUAGCGAACGAUUCAUAAUGUCAGCCGUGCGUGCGGAGUAGUUAAAGACGAUGACAGACAAUGGCUGUUUGUAAUAUCGAGCGAAAUAGAUGCGUGUUUUCAAAACUAACUCAAAGACAAAUACAUAUACAUAUUUUCUUCCUUGUGAAAUGAAGCACAAUGAUCCUCGUCAAGCGUGCUUUACGCUUGAUAGGAGCGUUAGUCAAUGAAGUUUAACUGAGAGAGAGUUACAGUGUAAUAUAAAGGAUUAUAGUUACAAAAAAAGAAAAUAACAGGCUAAACACGGUCAAGGUCCGACGAAACUUUGCGAUGGAAAGUAACAUCUAUAGGCAAAACUUAAGCGCCAACUUUAUUUAUUUGUCUAUAGCUGUCUAUAGCCGACGAUGAUAUCUCGUCACAUGUGUAACGUGUGCGGUGUAAAGCUAGAGAAAUAAGGGUUACAUUGUUAUGUGUAAAAGUAUUCUUAACAGCAUUUCCAAUAAUAUUAGCCAAACGAAGAAUGUUUGGUUGAUUUUACUGAUGUUUCCUUUGAGAAUUAAUAUUUUACAAUUUCUGUGUAUUCAAAAUUUAUUUAUGUCAUAUUGUAUAGCAUAUAAUUUUUAUUUUUUCUGAUUAAUUUUUUGCGCUGCGAUCUUUUAUCAUUUAUGAAAUUAUUGCGUGAAAUUAAUUAAUUAAAAGAGCAGCGUUCGUUUUUUCGAGUGACGAGCUGAAAGAUGAAGCUAAUUGAGCUGAAAUAAAUGAAUUAAUCAGUUAAAGAAAAUAUAUUAUAAAGAAAAUAAUGUAAAUUUAUAUUUUUUUAGAUAUUACACAAUGUAUAUAUAUAUUUGUGGAAUUACAGAAGUGAUCUACGAUUUCUUUGUAUAAUAUAUUGCUUUUGAAUAUCUUUGCUUUAAGAAAAUAGGAUACAGUAUUAUUCUUCCUGAGCUGUUCGUGGAUUUUAAUAGAUUUCUAAAUUCUAAGCGCCAUUCUUUGGUGGAAAUAUAAACUUGGAAAUAUUUUUUGUGUAAUGUAAUUUCUCGACUAAAUAUAAUUUACCUAACCAUUAUUUUAUUAUCGUGUUCGACGAUGGAUGUGAAUCUUCGUUUCGUCGAACCUUCUCCAAAGGCCCAGUGAAUUUUUCAAUUGGCGCGUGACCGGCUCUACCCGGUAGAAUAAUUUGUAUAUAGUAGUAGAGUAAUUGUUAUGUAGCUAAAUCGCUGGUGUUGUAUACAUGCAUUCUCUCCGUACUCGAGUAAUUUAUAAGUGCUACUGUAUAUUGUGCUGAUGUAUCAAAAAGUAUGCUAAAACACGUGUGUGUGCUGCGUAUGUGCGUGUGUGUUUACAUGUGCCCCUUUUUCGAAUGUUUUACGAAAAAGGAAGGAUCAUUGUGAAAUGCGUGUGUCUGAAUUGGUUUGGUAAGAUAGCGAGUACUUUUAGCGCCCGCGAAGUCCAUUUCGCAAAUUAGUCUGAGCGUUUUAGUUCUUGCAGUUUGUCGCAGAAAGAGAGAGAGAGAGAGAGGGAGGGAGGGAGAGAGAGAGAGAGAGAGAGAGAGAGAAAGUAGAAGGAUGAAAUUGUGUGCACAAAAAAAACGCUUCUGUGGAAUGCUUCGAAGCCAUUUGCCAGUACGGUUUUUCAAUACCGAUCUUGAAUACACUUGAACGAUCAGCUAGCGACUUCCUCUCGAGAAUUUUCAAAGUAUCUCUCGUCGGGUUUAGCUUUCAAGAUCGAGUCCGUUUAAUUGCACCAGUCUCAGAAAGACUGUAGAAGCAAUAUUUGUUGGACUACCCAGUGACAGAUUUGUGUACCCGAUCGUAAAUCACAUAUUUAAAAUGAGCAGCCAUUACAUGCUGCAAUGUCGCUGUAAUGGUAUUGUUUUUCUUAUAGAUAGAUCGAUACGUUUCUUCCUGUUGCUGCGUUUUUUUCUUCUUUCUUUUUACGUGUGUACGUUUCUUCUUAUAUAAAUAAUAUUCGAGUGUCGUUCGAUACCACUUUCAAUUCUGUACGAUCAUGACUAUAUCAAUGUCACUUGCGAAUUCCAUCGUAUAAGUGACUUUCGAGUUUCUACUGCUAUGGUGGGAUCUAGUCCAAUCUUGUAUAUUUCAUAAAAUAACAGAAAAAUUGUUUAUCUUUAAAAAAUAUAUGAAUAAAAGAACACAAUAA
This is a messenger RNA of Cataglyphis hispanica, 5982 nucleotides long. Its product is annotated as protein FAM102A. The record is from RefSeq and is a predicted model, not a curated record. The coding region runs from base 1329 to 3314 and encodes 661 amino acids. The transcript has 10 exons. Lineage: Eukaryota; Metazoa; Arthropoda; Insecta; Hymenoptera; Formicidae.